Messenger RNA from Nematostella vectensis (starlet sea anemone), 2920 nucleotides. RefSeq lists its product as uncharacterized. The coding region runs from base 149 to 754 and encodes 201 amino acids. NCBI's taxonomy places the organism in Eukaryota, Metazoa, Cnidaria, Anthozoa, Actiniaria, Edwardsiidae. The transcript has 3 exons. The record is from RefSeq and is a predicted model, not a curated record.
ACGACAGUCAGAUGGUUUUCGAUAUUCAGUCAAGGGUCACUGACUUUGAGUCUGCAAAUGUUCACAACACAGCCCUGUGCCAUUAUAAUCAUAUGCAAAUAGAGAAUCGCAGUGAUUCUACUCACGCGUUACGACAAAGAACUGAAAGAUGAAGAUCGCCAAAAUGCGAAAGCCGGUCUCCAUACUUUUUCUCCCUGUCAUCGCCUCACUCCUCUGCAGCGAAACAACAGGCCAGUCAUCCAGUUUAUCGACCACAAGUCCCGCAAGCACUUCCAGCUAUAACACAACAUCCUUCGUGACAGAAUCAAGUGUGAGCAACACGAGUACAAUCUCCUCAAUCACCCAUGGCAACGCAUUUACUGCCGAGCUUGUGACCACCCCUAUGUACAACCUGACAUUGACGCCAUCGCCGGGAAUCGACACAAACACAUCGGCUGCAGUGAUGUCAUCGCAUACGUCAUCUGUAGUGAAGUCAUUGAACUCGUCUUCUACAGUGACGUCAUCGUCAUAUGUUCCACCGCUCGUCACGGAAUUGUCAACAACGUUCGCCUCCACGUUUGGGCUUCCUGUGUCGACGACGAGUGUUCCUUAUAUUACCGCGGCUCCUAAGAAUCAAACGGAAACAUCUGGCGCCGUUGAGGAGUGGAAGACAGAUGUGACAUUGUACCUACUGGUCGGUUGUGCUGCAAUCUUUGUGCUAAUACUCAUUGUCCUCAUUAUCCUACUGAUACAGAUGAGGAAAAUGACAAUCUAACGCUAACGUAACAGGCCUCGAAAUAUGGGAGGGGGGGGCACAAUACAGAAACAUUUAGAAAGGAUUGGGGUCACAGCCACGCCCCUACUGUUCAUUUCCUUAUAAUUUGUGUAAACAUUGAGGGGGCACGUGCCCCCAGUGCCCCACCCCCUGCUACGGCCCUGCGAAUACACUCUUUUUUAAGAACGUCUAAUUUUCAGUUGAGGCUGGGCCGUUCUUCUUUUUGGAUAAGAUAUUCUAAACGAUGUUUUUACAUUUUUAAUGUAUACAAGAAUAUAAUAGCCAAUGAAUUAUUAGGAAGGGAAUAACAGAAAGACCAAUAGCAACUAUAUUUAAGUUCUUGUGAACACAAAUUCGGCAUUUUAGAACGUUUCAGACUAACAAAUCAAUAUUUUGCUGCUAUCCGAGCCUCGGCAUGUUCUUAGCAUGAAAUCGCAGCCUGGACGUUCUCAUAAAAAAUAUUUUAUAAAGAAAAAGAGUGUUAUCUUGAUACUCAAUCCACUAUUUUCGAAAGAAAGAAAACGAUUUACGUAACCUGAGUAUCAGGCCCUUCUAUGUUUCUAUCGCGCCGGCGAGAAACAAGACAAUGGCAUGAUACAAGUACUGUUCGAAUCGCAUGUUUUCAUGCCGGAUUCCGGCAUGGCUCCUGAUUGGUCAAAAAAACCAAGGGUACUCGAAUGGGACGCGCUGACUGGUUCAGCUAUAUAUAGUACCCUAGCCCGUCGACUGCUCGUUCUCAGAGUAAUGGCGGACUCCAAAAGUGCUUUUGACCUGGCGUUUGCAGAAUCAGAGAAAUCGUUUUCUAUAACAUUUAAAAAAAUUAUUUUCCUCUUUUCAUUUUCUUCGGAAAAAUUACGCCUGAUACUCAAGUUAGAUGUUCAAAUGUUUUGCCCGGGCCGGUCACAGCGUGUGUUUAUUUCUUAUUGGUAUCGUUUUUCGAAGCGAAGAUCUACUAGUUAUUAUGCACUAGUCAUUUGAAACCCCCACCCACACCCCCAUGGUCCCGGGGAAGUGUGGGGUUAAGGUGGGGGUUUAGAGCAUUUUUGAACGAGAAUCUGUCCCGAGGGGGUGGGGAAAUUGACAGUUUUUGACUCUAAGACUUAUCCCCAUCGUGGGGGCUUGGGACAAGUGAAUAGUGUCACAAAUAUCAUGUUAGUUUCUGGCUUGAGACUCUGUUUCUUCUAUAGCAAGCAAUUCCAUGUAUCAGCGUGUGGCAUGCUGCACGGCGACAUGUGCAAAAACGAAUAUUUAAAAAGUAAUUUGUACAAAUGUACUCGCUGAAGUGUACUGGCUUUGAAAGAUAAAAAAAAACUUAUUUCAGGUGACUUGUUGUCGGGUUAUUGCCUAUAGUUUACAUCCCAAGGGGUAGGGGCAUUAAACUGCUGUUAUGUCCCGAGGGGGUGGGGUCUUUUCUCGGUUUGGUACAGGGUCAAAGUCUAACCCUCCACCCUUCCCCGGGACCAUGGGGGUGGGGGUUUCAAUUGACUAGUGCAUUAUCAAAGGCGCUAGAUUCAUAGAAGCUGCUUAAUACUACAUACAUCAUUAGUCGUAGCUAUAAAAUUUUUAGACAAGCCAGGCGCCGAAUAUACGAAGAAUGCUUCAGAUGCUUGGAAUUGUUUGCGGCGCUCCCCGCGAGUUGUUGAUCGAGUGAGCUUAUCAAAUAAUGGCAUUUGUGUUCAAGCAGCGGUUUGUCUAUUUAGACGAAAAAGCCUGUAGUAAAUUGGUGAUGUGACUAUCUUGUAGUAAUUUAGUGAUGUGUGGAUCUGCAGUCAUAUACUUAAAGCCGCAUUGUCACCAGUUUACUUCCGGUCGAUUACACAACAAUCUCCGAUGAUUUUUAACGGAAAACGCGAAAGCAGUGUGUCUAUUGGAAGUUUCUUUGAGGAUGUGAUUGAUAAUUUAGAGCAGAUGGCCUGUUAAAUAUCUCAGAUUUUAAUAGAUUCUUUUGUCUUUUAACGGUUGAGGUUUCCGUCGGACCUCCGGAAGUAAACUGGUGACAAUGCGGCUUUAAAUCGUAAAACUCCUCAGCCGUGAACUAUCUUUGCGUUUCAAAUCAUUUAGCAUAAAAGUUACCCUCACGGGGGUUCAUUGUCGUUACUAAAAUUAUUACCUUUGCAUAUAACACCAAUGUAGCUUUGUUUUACAUAAAUGCUGUUUAUAAUUUGA